GCGACAUGGAGUGGACUAACCUACUCGUUCUCACAGUGCUGGUGGUGUCAGGAGUAGUGACAGGGGAAGAUGAGUGUGUGCCGCCAAAACCUGGAGAAAAAUUCGUGCACCCCAGUGAGUGUUGCAAAGUCGAUGACUUCAUCCCAGAAGUUGUAAAGAAUAGUUUCCGUAAAUGCAUUGAUAAACUCCCUCGCCCUCAAUCACCCGGACCUCCUCCAGAUGGAUCGUCACCUCCGCCACCUCCAGAUCCAGAGAUGAGGAAAGCGUUCUCCUGCAUGAUCGAGUGUGUCUUCUUGGAGAGCAAACUUCUCACAGGAGAUAAUAAACUUGACAAGGACGCCGUCAAGAAGGCUUUCACUCCUGACAACAAGGACUUGGCGUCUGUGGUGGCCGCUGGGGUCGACAAGUGUUUCGGCUCUCGUCAGGAAGACCAGACCGGCCAGUGCCAAAGCGGUGCCGAGGACUUUGUUAAGUGCCUGUCAAGAGAAGUGUUUGUCAACUGUCCGAGUGCCGAGUGGUCCAGCAGUGCCGAGUGUAACAACCUCAAGACCAAAGUGACAAAUUGUCCUUCAAUUCCUAUCAUGUUGGGGGCCCGAGGCCACCCUCCUCCCCACUGACACUACCCCACCCCAGGUAUUCAUCUCUGAUGAGCCUAAUUUAUUAAAUUAUAAAAAUUGUGUAUUUUUAAGCGAAAUAAUUAAAUAUUUUCAUAACGGAAAAAGUA
Molecule: messenger RNA, 724 nt
Organism: Homalodisca vitripennis (glassy-winged sharpshooter)
Lineage: Eukaryota; Metazoa; Arthropoda; Insecta; Hemiptera; Cicadellidae
Exons: 1
Coding region: 6-617 (203 amino acids)
Molecular function (GO): odorant binding
Source: RefSeq, a predicted model, not a curated record